Molecule: messenger RNA, 2030 nt
Organism: Linderina pennispora
Lineage: Eukaryota; Fungi; Kickxellomycota; Kickxellomycetes; Kickxellales; Kickxellaceae
Exons: 1
Coding region: 54-1661 (535 amino acids)
Biological process (GO): GPI anchor biosynthetic process
Cellular component (GO): endoplasmic reticulum membrane
Source: RefSeq, a predicted model, not a curated record
GCCUAAUUUUCUCUCUCCCCACACGCACUCCUCUGGUUUACUUCUUUGACGUCAUGCGCCUUUAUCGAUCACACACCCAAAUCACACGGCUGGCCGUGCUAAUUUCGCCCAUCGCCGCCCUAUCCUACUCCAACAUGCGCCAACCACCCGCUGACAUUGCACUAAGUUCCGGCGGAUUCGAGCACGAGACCCAUUGGUUGCUCUCUGAUACCAUUGCCGUCACGCCGGACGCAAACCACUGGACUGUCAGUGCGCAGGGUGCUGCAUGGCAUGUCUGGGGCUUCACGACGCUCCUGGAUUCGCUGGACCUGCCGCAAUGGCCGAGCGAGAUGGCCACAGCCCGCAUUGUGCUGAGCACCGAGAUGUGCCGUGAGAAGCCAAGCGUGCCGAGGAUGCCGUUUAUGCUGCAGCGUGGAAUCGAACACUGUGGAAUGCAUGCAUCGGCAACCGCUGUGCGUGGAGUGUAUGACGAGCAGCUAGAGGCGGCGAAAGCAGAGAUGCGCCAGUGGAUGGCGGCGCUGAUGGAAUGGCCUGAAGAGAAAGCGGAGCUGGGUCCUGAUGCGUUCAUUGACGUCCAUUCUAACAGCAUCUACUACUUUGCUCCCUUUGACAGCAAGGCACUGGCGGCUUUUGCGGGCAAGCAGAAGAGGCUCAACCUGGCCAGAUACGCCCUGGAUCCCGAGAGCCAUCUGCGUACGCUGGUGGACCCCCGUGUGAGCAGACUUGGCCGCACCUGGCUCGAUCAGCAUCGCAUCGAUAUUACGCUGCACCGCACGUCGCAUGGGUUUGUGCAGAUUGACGUCCAGGUGCUGUCAAUGCUGCCACCGUCAGAAGACCCGGCUGUGGUGUCCAAGCACGAGAAUAGUACGGCCAGGAUUGCAUGGAUGCAGGGGCCCAGCGUGCAUGUCCUGGAGCAUGGCCAGAAAAAGGCAAAGGUGAUGGACAUGCCGAGACAGCUGAGCACUGUUGAUGAUAUCAGCGACGGAUAUGUGGUCGAGAAGAUCAGGGAGUUCCGGUCGUUCCAUCCGGCGCUAAGGAUUGAAAGCCACGUCGAGUCUAUGCCGCCAAACUGCAACCUGACACUGGUCCAGACUCUGCCGAGGACGUACUUCUUUGAUCCCUAUCAGAUCUACGAUACCAAGCUUGACGCGCGCAUGUUUGGCCCUGUGGAGCUUGAGAAGCCUGCCGAGGCCAUGCCCAACUGGGGCAGCAUUUUGACUGUCAGCCGCGUCAGCGCCAAUACGCAGGUGGAGGUCCCGAUUCACGCUCGCUACCGCCUGGCGCCCUUCAACGGCCGCACGGUUGGCUACGACGGAGAGCCAGACGGAGAGUCGCAUACAGAUGUGACACUGCUCCCAGCCAUUUCGCUGGUGGUCUGCCAGAGAGAUGUUGAGGCUGAGGCACCAGUGAAGGACAAACUGUUUGGACGGCUGGUGUUCCGCCCAGCACUGCUGCCUGAGCUGCUCGCUCGUGCUGGCAGUGUGCUGGAGAUUGCGCCCGAGUCGGAUCUUGUGGUGAGAAUGCCGAUUGCCCACGCCGACAAGGUAUCUAUGAUUCAGGCACUGACGCUGGCUGCCCUGUUCGCUGGCACGUUUGUUAUUUUCCGGACCAUUCGAGCUAAAAUGCCGGCAAGCGAGCAGCCGCACCAAAAGAGCCAGUAACUGCGCAUCUGUGUGGUAAGAGAAGUUGGCAAAAAGCAUGGGCUGUUUUGAUAUAAAAAUUAACAUGUCGAUGUGACAACAAUUCUCGUAAAAGACAUAAGAAAUACCCACACCGCCCACCAACAUAUCGGUGACGGUGCAGGGGUGGUUAAGAUAAAUAUAGUGUUUUUUUUUUUCGUUUAGCCAGAGGAGCAAGGGCCGGGUUCCCCUUCGACCGGUGCUUCCCAGCCCGGUUUUCUUGUUAGCUUCGCAGUACAGCUAGCGAUAUGCCCGCGGGUCGCUCUUGGCGCGGCCAAGGUUCUCAGAAGUCGACCUCAUCAGGCACGACAGGUCGUUAGCAGCGACCAGCAGAGUGUAGCGCGAUCCCAG